Messenger RNA from Esox lucius (northern pike), 1361 nucleotides. RefSeq names its product 4-galactosyl-N-acetylglucosaminide 3-alpha-L-fucosyltransferase 9-like. Lineage: Eukaryota; Metazoa; Chordata; Actinopteri; Esociformes; Esocidae. The transcript is spliced from 2 exons. The coding region runs from base 220 to 1302 and encodes 360 amino acids. Gene Ontology annotation, cellular component: membrane. Gene Ontology annotation, molecular function: alpha-(1->3)-fucosyltransferase activity. The record is from RefSeq and is a predicted model, not a curated record.
AGAGCCGGACUUUCACUUAACGACUUACGAACGGAUGAUCUUGCCUUUCAUUUGUGGCGGAAAGGUAGCUUACAUCACUGGUUGAAUGUGGGCGUACGGCAUAGGGUGAAAUACAUUGAUUAAUUAAACUGCAUAUAACUUCACCUCACUUUUUAGGAUGUAAAUCAUAUAGACGAGAUCGUGACGAAUGUUUGGAGGGGCCAGCAAACGGACAAAAAAAUGUUUAAAACAACUUCCAGCAGAAACCCAUAUUCUGCAUUAUUAGCUGCUUUUGUGGUUAUGUGUUCAAUAGUAAUUUUUUUUGUUUACUUACCACAAUUAUCUACCACUGUAUGUCCAUCCACAUUGGAGGAUUUCACAUUGGUAAAGAACAAGCCUCUUCUUUUGCUGUGGUUCUGGCCACUGGGCAGGCGAUGGAAUUUUGGAAGCUGCAAAACCCUGUUCAACAUCGAUAACUGUGUUCUUACAGAUGACCGAUCCCUUUACGACAAAGCAGAUGGAGUUAUCAUUUUCCACAGAGACAUCAUGCAUGACUUGACAAACCUGCCUCGGUCUCCUCGUCCACCUUUUCAGAAGUGGAUCUGGUUUCAUGUGGAAUCACCAGCAAAUACAGCAAAAAUACCAGGCCUGGAAAACCUCUUUAAUCUCACCUUGAGCUAUAGACGAGACGCUGACAUCACUGUGCGAAAUGAAUUGACAGUCUUGAGAAGGACUGAAAUGGAAGGGGAAUUUGUGAUGCCCAAGAAAGACAAAGUAGUUUGUUGGAUUGUGAGCAACAAUGACCCUUCAACUGGGACAUCAACCAGAGCAAGGUAUUACCAAGAGCUUGUGAAACAUAUUAAGAUACAUGUUUAUGGAAGAGCUUUCACAGGACAUUGUUUGAGGUAUGAGGAGUAUUACCCAACUCUUGCCAGCUGUAAAUUCUACCUCGCAUUUGAGAAUUCAAUCCACAGAGAUUACAUCACAGAAAAAGUGAAUGGACCGCUUGUCGCAGGAACUGUACCAGUAGUCCUGGGUCCGCCUCGAGAGAACUAUGAACAGUUCAUCCCACCUGAAUCUUUUAUUCAUAUUAAUGAUUUCUCUAAUGCAAAGGCACUGGCUGACUUCCUGCUUCAGUUGGACCAGAAUGAUGAGAUGUAUCUAAAUUACUUUAAGUGGAGGAGGUACUUCAAAGCCAAGCCCCACCUCCUGACGUUAGAAGAAGAAUUCAUUCAACCUGUCUGUACAGCCUGUGAAUACAUGGCAAGAGACAAUACAUACUACAAGGUUGUCCAUGACCUUUACACUUGGUACUUUGGUUGAAAUAUUCUGUUCUAUGUAUGUAUGUACAGUGGAUAUUAAAAGUCUACACACCCCUGUGA